This is a messenger RNA of Annulohypoxylon truncatum, 1895 nucleotides long. RefSeq lists its product as uncharacterized. Gene Ontology annotation, biological process: phosphatidylcholine biosynthetic process. The record is from RefSeq and is a predicted model, not a curated record. Lineage: Eukaryota; Fungi; Ascomycota; Sordariomycetes; Xylariales; Hypoxylaceae. The coding region runs from base 57 to 1838 and encodes 593 amino acids. The transcript has a single exon.
CUCUCGUCCAGACCUCAGGUCCGAGUCUUGGACGUACUUUCGCCCGUUGUUUAGCAAUGGCUGACAUUUUAGUUCUUAGGGGAGCUGAAGCUCUUCGUAGAGUGUCUUUUCGUAACGAUAUCCAAAGAUUCCCGAUCCGCACUCUAGCAGAGAUGGCCGAUUCUACAAGCCAUUCCACACAGGCACAGCUGGCCAAGUCCGAAGGCGCUCAGACCGACGAUGAGACUGCCCUAACGCCUGAUAAUACCACGACUCCUUCUCUAAGCUCUUCGCCUCUCCAACAAGCUGUGGUUGAUCCUCCUAAGUUAGACGAUGGGCCUAAGAGCCCUCGAAUGUCGAGGAAUCCCUCUUUCUCCGGGAGCAGCUCCUAUCAUGAAGACUGGGAUUCCUAUCCUCCUCUGGACCGAUUGACGGUUUUAGACCUGCUCGACAAUUUCGCAUUGCCUCAACAAUUGGAAAAGCUGCAAAAGGGGAUCUCAGCUCAGACCGAAAAGGUCCGCAAAUCGCGAGCCGCCCUCAAAACCAAAAGCCAAGAGGCAAGGGAGCGCAUGGUCGAAGAAUGGCGGCGACGAGUACCUUCAGCUGAUGAGCAAUUGGAGAGGUAUAGAAAACGCAUGAAGCAGAGUGUCGAAAGAUUAGGCCGUAGAUGGAACGAUACCAAAGUUGUCACAUUGCGCGAGAAGGUUUCCUUCAUCGGCGGCGUCAUGAAUAUUUUCAUCAGCGGCUACCUAAUAGGCGCCUAUCCCGAAUACUUCCAUCUUUGGUACGGGGCCCAGCUCAUCUAUUUCAUGCCUAUCCGCUUCUAUACCUAUCGCAAACGCGGUUAUCAUUACUUCUUGGCCGACCUCUGCUACUUCGUCAACCUCUUGCUCUUCCUCACCAUAUGGGUCUUUCCAUCCUCCAAGAGGUUGUUUAUCGCCGCUUACUGUUUAGCCUUCGGGAACAACGCCGUGGCAAUCAUUAUGUGGCGUAAUUCGCUCGUGUUCCACGACUUCGACAAAGUAACGUCUCUGUUCAUCCACAUCAUGCCGGUUGCCACAUUACAUUGCAUCACCCAUCUGUAUCCUCCCGAUGCGCAGCGCGAACGAUUUCCCGCACUCUGGACCGUCAAAACCUCUCCGCCAGGCUCACCAACAGCUUAUGGAAACCUUAUAUCGAUGCUUGCCUGGUCUACCAUCCCGUACGCCGUUUGGCAGCUUACCUAUUAUUUCUUCAUCACAGUUCGAAGGCGCGAAAAGAUCGCGGCUGGACGGCCUACAUCCUUUACCUGGCUACGUCGUUCAUACUCGAAGACCUGGAUUGGUAAAAUCGUGCUUUCGCUACCAGACAGUCUGCAGGAGUUCGCUUUCAUGCUGAUACAGUACCUAUACGCCGUGCUGACCAUGUUGCCCUGUCCCUUGUGGUUCUAUAGUCGAUGGGCAUCAUCCACUUUCCUCAUGAUUGUUUUUACGUGGAGUGUCUAUAAUGGCUCGACGUAUUACAUCGAUGUGUUCGGCAAGCGAUUCCAGAAGGAACUUGAAGAGUUGAAGGCCGAGGUUGCUAAGUGGCAGAAUAGCCCCGAUGGGCUUGGUUCCCCGACAAUGACACCGACGCCGCUGCCCGAACUCGAAGUGAAGAACGGCACUACGGAUGUCGAGGGGGCAGAAAAGGCUGUCCAAGUUCAAGACCCUGCCAGUGGGCGGCGUUUAAGCGUGGACGAGAUUCCACUAUUGAACGAGGAGAAAUCAAACAAGGAGAACCCCUCUUCUGAAGAGAAAGGUGUAGUGGCUAGUGGAAUUGAUGACGGCGAUGAGGAUGCUGUUCGAGCAAGAAAACCUACGGGGGCAGUCCCAUCAUGAAAUAACCAUCUUUAUUAGACAUACUGUCUUCUCAGGUGGAAAAUAUUUUAGGGGAUG